This is a messenger RNA of Clunio marinus, 225 nucleotides long. Lineage: Eukaryota; Metazoa; Arthropoda; Insecta; Diptera; Chironomidae. The record is from the annotation of a GenBank genome assembly.
GUGAUGCCAGUAAUGCAAGUGUGGGGUCAGGCGAAGGUACGGGUGAAGAGGAUGAUGAUACGAAUGGGAAGAAGAAUCAAAAGAAACGUGGCAUAUUUCCAAAAGUGGCAACAAAUAUCCUUAGAGCGUGGCUCUUUCAACAUCUAACGCAUCCCUACCCUUCAGAAGACCAGAAAAAACAAUUAGCACAAGAUACAGGUUUAACGAUAUUACAAGUAAAUAAUU